This is a messenger RNA of Stomoxys calcitrans (stable fly), 2215 nucleotides long. It is a transcript of the gene Tdc2, whose product is annotated as tyrosine decarboxylase. The record is from RefSeq and is a predicted model, not a curated record. The transcript is spliced from 9 exons. Lineage: Eukaryota; Metazoa; Arthropoda; Insecta; Diptera; Muscidae. Gene Ontology annotation, molecular function: pyridoxal phosphate binding; carboxy-lyase activity. Gene Ontology annotation, biological process: amino acid metabolic process. Bases 132 to 2042 code for a protein of 636 amino acids.
CCUUACUUAACGGGUAUCGGCUUCAAAUAAAGAAAAUAAAUUGCCAUAGGCAUUGGAUUUGGAACAAAAUAUUUGGAAAUAAUUAUACCAUUAGAAAGUGAAGUGGAUAUAGGAGGUGCAACCUUAAAAACAUGGAUAACAAUGAGUUUCGCAAGAGAGGCACAGAAAUGGUCGAAUAUAUUUGCCAAUAUUUGGAGACUUUAAACGAUAGGCGUGUAACGCCAAGUGUAGAACCUGGAUAUCUAAGGCAUUUGCUGCCAGCUGAGGCUCCCCACGAACCUGAAGAUUGGGAUAAAAUCAUGAACGAUGUAGAGGAAAAAAUAAUGCCUGGUGUUACACAUUGGCAACAUCCCAGAUUUCAUGCUUAUUUUCCAGCAGGCAAUUCGUUUCCUUCAAUCUUAGGAGACAUGUUGGGUGAUGGCAUCGGCUGUAUUGGCUUUUCGUGGGCAGCUAGUCCAGCAUGCACAGAAUUGGAAACAAUUGUCUUGGAUUGGUUGGGCAAGGCCAUAGGUUUACCCGAUCACUUUUUGGCCCUGAAAGAGGGCAGCACGGGUGGGGGUGUUAUACAGACUUCAGCUUCCGAGUGUAUACUGGUCUCCUUAUUGGCCGCCCGAGCUCAGGCCAUUAAACGCUUAAAGUCUCAACAUCCUUUUGUCGAAGAAUGUUUGCUGUUGUCCAAGCUAAUGGCCUAUUGCUCCAAAGAGGCCCAUAGUUGUGUGGAAAAAGCUGCUAUGAUCUCAUUUGUCAAGUUGAGAAUUCUAGAACCGGAUGAGAAUGCAAGUUUGCGUGGUGCGACUUUAAGACAGGCCAUGGAGGAAGAUGAAUUGCAAGGCUUUGUUCCGUUUUUCGUUUCCACCACUCUGGGCACAACUGGCUCAUGUGCAUUUGACAAUUUAUAUGAAAUUGGUAAGGAGUUGAAACAUUUUCCUGGAGUCUGGUUACAUGUAGAUGCUGCAUAUGCUGGUAACUCAUUCAUAUGUCCCGAGUUGAAGCCAUUGCUUAAGGGCAUUGAAUACGCCGACUCUUUCAAUACGAAUCCCAACAAAUGGUUGCUAACCAAUUUCGAUUGUUCAACAUUGUGGGUGCGAGACAGAAUUCGGUUGACUUCGGCCCUGGUGGUAGAUCCGUUGUAUCUCAAGCAUGGAUAUUCAGAUGCUGCCAUUGACUAUCGCCACUGGGGAGUCCCACUAAGUAGGCGAUUUCGUUCGCUGAAAUUAUGGUUUGUGUUACGCUCAUAUGGAAUUUCCGGAUUACAAAAAUACAUCAGACAUCAUAUCGAUUUGGCCAAACGUUUCGAACAACAUGUUCUCAAAGAUAAACGUUUCGAAGUGUGCAAUCAGGUUAAGCUGGGUUUAGUGUGCUUCCGCCUUUUAGGCUCCGAUAAGCUAAAUGAGAAAUUGUUGAGUGCCAUCAAUGAGUCCGGAAAGUUGCAUAUGGUGCCUGCCUGUGUCAACGAAAAGUACAUCAUACGAUUUUGUGCUGUGGCCCAGAAUGCAACCAAUGAGGAUAUCGAUUAUGCCUGGGAAACCAUAGUGGACUUUGCCAAUGAAAUACUAGAGAAGGAACAACACGAUGAGCUAACCGAGAUUAUAAAUCAAAAGAAAACGCAUACACUGGAAAAGAAACGUUCAUUCUUCGUGCGUAUGGUCAGUGAUCCCAAGAUCUAUAAUCCUGCCAUCAACAAGGCGGGCACUCCCAAGGUAUCGUUGGAUAUGGCUUCGCCUAUAGCACAAAAGGGUACCAACCCGGUUAUAAGAACCCAAAGUUCAAUUGAUCACAAUUCUUGGAUAUCCUGGCCACUGGCGUUCCUCUUCAACAGCAAUGAUGACAAUGGGCAGAAGAGUAAUGUCUCAUUACGUUUUCGCCACUUGGAUACCAAUGUGAGGCCAACCUCAUCAUCUCGCCGAAAUUCGGGAGCCGGCUCAUCGCCCUCGCCGGACAGUGAUUUUGGUGUGGUCAAUGUUUUGAAAUCGCCCAAAAAGUCUCCCAAUCCCAUACGCAAAGGUCUUUCCACUAGCAAUAAUUCCAAUAAUCACAAAUAAAUCCUUUAAAUCCUCGUAUCUAGUUUUCACAGCUCUCUCGAAUGGCAUGGGCUUGAGAUGAAUGUGGCAAAAGUGUAUUUCUGUUUCAAUCUUAACAUUUAAACUUACUUGGCUUGCAAAAACAAAACAACACACAAACCAAUACAAUAAAAUUCAGAGGUUAUUGAAUCGUA